ACGAAAAAUUCGUACACAAAAAUAGUUAUAUAUAUGCAGUGUCAGGGUCUGUCGAUACCAGUAAUACCUCAUAAAUCAAUAGUUUUGGCGAAUAAAAAUGGUUAACGAACGCAAUAUUUGCUGUUGCGGAGCUUCGUCAUGGGUUCGAAUAAUAUCUUGGUUUCAAAUUGUUGGUAAUUCUUUGCUGCUAUUUAUCGUUAUAUUUGGUAUUGUUGCUGUUGCUGGUCUAGAUCCCAAAGAUGAAGACAUUCAAAAUAAAAGAGCCGUCAUGACGGCAAUGGCAUUUGUAUUUAUAGUAUCGUUCUGCGGAAUAUUCAUGGGCAUACUUCUUCUCAAAGGAGCGAAUCAACAACGAACUGCCUUCCUUAAGGCUUGGCUGAUUUACGGCGUGACGGCUGUUAUCGUUACGAUAAUUGCAACUAUUCUGAAUGCUACCGGAAGCUCGCAUCCAUCCACUCUGGGUACAGCCGUUUUUUCUGGAUUAUUUGGAAUUGGAUUUAAUUUUUUCUCGGUUAUUUGUGUGCACAUACAUGUGAAAGAAAUUAAUGAAGGCGUUUACAUACCAUGAGAACAUG
Bradysia coprophila is the source of this 575-nucleotide messenger RNA. RefSeq lists its product as uncharacterized. NCBI's taxonomy places the organism in Eukaryota, Metazoa, Arthropoda, Insecta, Diptera, Sciaridae. The record is from RefSeq and is a predicted model, not a curated record.